UUGUGAGCGCCCGCCCCGAGGAGGAGUAGGAGGCGGAAGAGGCGGCGGCCGCCGCGGACUCGUUUCUGGCCCGCUGGACUCGGCUCCCUGCGCUGCUGGGAGGGCGUCCUCUGCCGCGUCCUCCGCUCGCCGCCAGCCCAGCUCUCCUGCCCUCGGUGGCCCGGGAGGAACGGAACUGCAGUUGCACAGGAAGUCGCGGCUGCUUGGGAGCCACAUACAACACACGCAGAGGGGGGCAGCCGGCUUUGCCGCACUCCAGGCGAGAGGCGCCCUGCACCGGAGCCGGGCGCCCCCACCCCAGCGCCCUCCUCCCUGGAGCAGCAGCGGCGGCGGGCCCGAUCGCGCGCUGGUGCUGAGGCCAGGGGCUCGGAGCUGGAGCACCGCCGCCGGGUACGAGAAGUCCCGCCGCCACCGGGAGUAGAGGCGGCUGCAGGACUGUUAUUCUGAGUGAAGGACCUUGCAAGCGCCACUAAGCAGUUAUCAUGGGCUUAAUUGCAUUUCUGAAGACCCAGUUUAUUGUUCACCUCCUGAUUGGGUUUGUCUUCGUUGUGAGUGGGUUCAUCAUUAACUUCAUCCAACUAUGCACACUAAUCCUCUGGCCUAUAAGCAAGCAGUUUUAUCGACGAGUAAACUGUCGCCUUUCCUAUUCGUUGUGGAGCCAGUUAGUGAUGUUACUGGAAUGGUGGUCAGGCACAGAAUGCACUUUGUUUUCGGACCAGGCUGCAGUGGAUAAGUUUGGAAAAGAGCAUGUCAUCAUUAUCCUGAACCACAACUUUGAAAUCGAUUUCCUAUGUGGCUGGACCAUGACAGAGCGCUUUGGUGUGUUGGGGAGCUCAAAAGUUCUUGCUAAGAAAGAGCUGCUUUGUGUGCCCCUAAUUGGCUGGACAUGGUACUUCCUGGAGAUUGUUUUCUGCAAAAGGAAAUGGGAAGAAGAUCGAGACACUGUUAUUGAAGGGCUAAAACGAUUGGCUGAUUAUCCAGAAUAUAUGUGGUUUCUCUUGUAUUGUGAAGGAACUCGUUUUACAGAGACCAAGCAUCGUAUCAGCAUGGAGGUGGCAGAAUCUAAGGGAUUACCUAAACUGAAAUAUCACCUGUUACCGAGAACCAAAGGCUUUACUACUGCUGUCCAGUGUCUCAGAGGAACAGUUUCAGCAGUGUAUGAUGUAACAUUAAACUUCCGAGGAAACAAGAACCCAUCCUUAUUAGGAAUCCUUUAUGGGAAGAAAUAUGAAGCUGAUAUGUGUGUCAGGAGGUUUCCUCUUGAAGAUAUCCCUUUGGAUGAAAAGGAAGCAGCAAAGUGGCUUCAUAAACUUUACCAGGAAAAGGAUGCUUUACAAGAGAAGUAUAAUCAAGAAGGUAUAUUUCCUGGGCAGCAAUUCAAACCUCCCAGAAGACCUUGGACUCUCCUAAACUUUCUUUUCUGGGCCACAAUUCUCCUGUCUCCUCUUUUCAAAUUUGGUUUUGGAAUUUUUGCAAGUGGAUCACCUCUCCUGAUUCUUGCAUUCCUGGGCUUUGUUGGAGCAGCUUCCUUCGGUGUUCGUAGACUGAUAGGAGUAACAGAAAUAGAAAAAGGCUCCAGCUAUGGCAACCAAGAAUUCAAGAAAAAGAAAUAAUUUUACAGAUGCAGUUCAGAACACAUAACAAGACUAUGGUAUCAAAUUAACUUCAUUGAAAGAAGGACACUUAGAAAACUUAUCUUCUUUUCUUAUUAACUGAUAACUAAUAAUACUUGAGCCAAGACUGAAGAAAAAUGGAGGAUUUAAGAGAAGUUGACUACUUACCUGCCCAAGGAUAACUGUAUUCAUGGUUUGGGGGGAGAAUAUGAGCUAAAAAAAACUCUAUUCUGCUUUAUCAGGGGCGGGAUGAGGUAACUAAUGGGUGGAACUUCACAUGUCAUCAGAUAACUGGUUUGCCUUUCAAGAGUGCAAAAUCUGCUUUAUGAGAAGAGCUGCUGAACGUUUCUUCUUGCUAAAACCAUUUCCCCCCAGUUCUUACCAUUUUUUAAAAAAACAAAACAAUAAAGCUGCAUACAUUGCAGCAAAAUAUAAUCUCUAGUUAAUUUACAGCUGUUUCUUGAGGGGAAAGUCGCUUGGAAAAUUCUGUAGAUUUUUUAGAUAAUAUUUAUUAACUUCCCCCCAAAAAUAUGAUGGAAUUUUGUGGGCCUGCAGUCCGUUACUGAUAAGCACAUUCUUUAGGCCAAACUUGACAAAUACGAAUAUAGUUUCAAACUGUUUUCACUCACUUCGUUUUGUUUGUCUCAGUAAAAAUUGGAACAUGCUCGGUUGAGUUUCCUUUGUAUAUCUUGGUCUGUUUUAAAAUUUUUAUGAUGACCCUGGCAUUUGGAUUUAUGUGACCCAAGCUAUUCAGUUGCCUGGCCCUGGUGUUCCUUCCAAAGAACCAUCUUCCUGCAUGGCUUAUCAUGAAAAUAGCCUAAGCCAGCUUUGGUAUAGGGAAAGUACCAUAUUUUUGAAAAUGAUAAAAGAAAUACAAUGAGAACUAGUACACAUUCAGUGAGUACUAUACUUCCAGGGCUGCAAUCCUAAGCGUGCUCACCUUAAAGUAUUUUCAUCUGAAAUCCAGUGGAAGUUGUUUCAAGGUAAAUGUGUCAUUUACCUACUUAGCACAACAUAUGCACACCUAGACCAACAGCCACUUCAGAGCUUUUAAAAAAUCUUUAAUACCUAAACUUCUGAUGGUUCAGAAAUGCUAUAAAUUAGUGAGAUCAGUGUGGCUCUUGUCGUCUGACUCAAAGCAUGCUUACAGGAGCAUGUUUAAAAGGGGUUAUUUGUAACUAUAUGGCAGUGGUAUAUACCUUCUUCAGUACAGAGACAAAAUUCUGCCAUCAGCUCCAGAACACUAAAAAUCUGUAACUUGAUCUCUAGGAAUAGAAAUGAAAGCCAAACUAGGCGAUGCUUUUCCUUAAGAUGUGAUAUUAAUGCAACUUCCUUAUCUAAGAGGAUAUAACCAGUUUUUAAUUGUAUUAAAUCACACAUCCCUUCUCUCACAUAACCAAGGGUGAAUGUGUAAUAUUUUACUUUACCUAAUAUAUGUUGCAUUGUUUAUACCUGAAAGCGCUCAUUUAAGAGUUUUCAAAAUAUGCUUGGGGAUUUCUAAAUGGGAGGCUUUUGAAGUUGUCUUAUGGGUAAUCAUCAAAAUAACUGAUAGGCCUGCAUGGGAGAGAAUGUAUGUUUAAAAACAGUUCAUGAAGUUGGCUUGACAUAUAUACUUCUGCAGUUCCUACUGCUGAGAAGACAUGCUAGAUUUCCAGCUGAACAAGUGCUUGCUUCUUCAAUGGGGGGAACGCAGCAGCAAAAGCUCUGACUGCAUGCAGAUCCCGUCCCACAUGUAUUAAUAAUUUUCAAAAUACCUUUUGUUUGUAACUUGCCACUUUGAAGUCUGGAAAAAUGUGUACUUUGGAUCAUAGCCUAUAGAGUCCAUUUGUGUUUGUUGUAUCAUUCUCCCACCAAAAGAUUGCACUAUCAGUCCCAGAUCAGGCAAAGUGUGCUGCCCAAGAGGUGAUAAAAUCUACCUGCACUCUGAGGAUGGACAGCUGUUACUAACUUCAUUGGAAGUUGAAAAUGUGCUUCUUGGGGAUGGGCAGAUUCCAGCCAUGACAAUUUUAUAACUGGGUUUUCUGGGGUUUGUUUUAUUUUUAAACCAAGCUUCCCAGUUACAGAAAGAAGCUUCUACUUUUCUCUGAUUUCUAACCAGAGAACAGAAAGACUUGCUUUUAAAAAAUACUUAUUAAAUAACUCUUGCUUGUUGGAAAGGUUUUUUUAAAAAAACAGAUGCUGUAUAAUUGCUUUCUGAAGAUGAUGUUGAAUAUGUUUUCACUACACUCAGUAUCCAAAAACAAAGCAGAACUUGUAAAGAAGAAAGACCGUUGUGAGGAAGAAAUUUGUUACUGGUGGAUGAGGCCAGAAAUGUUAACUGUUUAGUGGGGCAGGAGUGGUGAAGGUCAAGCAGGAAGAGACUGCAAAGAAGAAAAGACAGAGCAUAUAAAAUCUUUUUAAUGGGAAUCUGGUCUCCACUCAGAGCAGAACAACUCCUGCUUAAAGCUAAGGGGAGAGAUGCAUGUACAUUUUGGGGAGAAAAAGCAGAUGAAUUUCCUCUUGUUUGAUUUUCAUAUCAUGACAAAUCAAUCGUUUUGUUUUAAAAGCAUAGUAAAUAAACACAUUUAAUUAGUUUGAAAUUCUAGAAAGACAUAACUUCAAAAACUGCACAAUAUAGUACAUGACACCACAUCUUUUUGAACUUUGGUUUGUCUCUUCAAAUAGGUUUUUAAAUAAAUAUGCAGAGUGUGUAUGAAAGAAUAUUAUUGGAAAUAGUAAGCUUGUCUCAUAAAGAAUAUCAAGUGGUUUGGAUUGGAACAGUGAGCAUAGAUUUUAUACCUUACACUAUUUUCUUCUGGUUUAAUAGAACAUAGCUUGUAUAUUUGACUACCAAGCCCUUUGAGAGCAAUAAUAAACAAAUAUAUCAUGAGCUUU
Molecule: messenger RNA, 4487 nt
Organism: Eublepharis macularius
Lineage: Eukaryota; Metazoa; Chordata; Lepidosauria; Squamata; Eublepharidae
Gene: AGPAT3
Product: 1-acylglycerol-3-phosphate O-acyltransferase 3
Exons: 9
Coding region: 483-1613 (376 amino acids)
Cellular component (GO): endoplasmic reticulum; endomembrane system
Molecular function (GO): 1-acylglycerol-3-phosphate O-acyltransferase activity
Source: RefSeq, a predicted model, not a curated record